Messenger RNA from Rhizoctonia solani, 837 nucleotides. Its product is annotated as Retrotransposable element Tf2 protein. NCBI's taxonomy places the organism in Eukaryota, Fungi, Basidiomycota, Agaricomycetes, Cantharellales, Ceratobasidiaceae. The coding region runs from base 1 to 837 and encodes 278 amino acids. The transcript is spliced from 2 exons. The record is from RefSeq and is a predicted model, not a curated record.
AUGCACCCACGAACCGCGGAAUCACUCCGCCUCCCACUCAUAGAUCUCCCCCUACCCUGCACCGUCACUAUGCUCAAUGGGUCGAGCCCCCAGGCUGGUAAAAUCUGGAAGAAGGCUAACCUAACCUUCUCCUUUGAUGGCAAACAACACAUGGCUAUUGCUGAAGAGGAGGAAGCUGACAAAGACCCACUUAAAGGAGUACCUCCCAAAUACCACCCAUACGCCAAGGUAUUCGGGGAAGAAGAAUUUAAUAAGCUUCCCCCUCACCGACACUACGACAUAGGGAUUGAACUUACCAAAGAAGGCCCCCUAAACUUGCCCCUAUAUAGCAUGACCAAUGCUGAGUCUGCCACACUCAAGGACUGGCUCAGGGACAGACUCAAGGCCGGAAAGAUCCGCCCCAGCAAAUUGUCAAUAAGUUCCCCCGUUAUGUUUGUGCCCAAAAAGGAUGGCUCCCGUCGACUUGUGGUAGACUAUCGUUGCCUGAACAACCGGACAAAGAAGAAUGUCUACCCGUUACCCCGCCCAGAUGACCUCAUGGCCCAACUCCGUGGUGCCAAGGUCUUCACCAAACUAGACCUAAGGUGGGGUUACAAUAACGUCCGUGUUAAAGAAGGUGACAAAUGGAAGACGGCCUUCCAAACCAAGUACGGCCUCUACAAAUCCCUGGUCAUGACUUUUGGUCUGACAAACGCUCCUGCCGCUUUCCAGCACUUCAUGAAUGAACUAUUCAAGGAUUUACUGGACAUAUGCGUCAUCAUUUACCUCGAUGACAUCCUAAUUUAUUCUAAGGAUGACGCAUCUCACACGGAGCAUGUCUGUUGUAGACACACUUGA